Molecule: messenger RNA, 1101 nt
Organism: Musa acuminata AAA Group (dessert banana)
Lineage: Eukaryota; Viridiplantae; Streptophyta; Magnoliopsida; Zingiberales; Musaceae
Product: large ribosomal subunit protein eL28y-like
Exons: 3
Coding region: 495-941 (148 amino acids)
Biological process (GO): translation
Cellular component (GO): cytosolic large ribosomal subunit; ribosome
Molecular function (GO): structural constituent of ribosome
Source: RefSeq, a predicted model, not a curated record
GAAACUCUGUUUACUUAGCUAUUUUUAUGUGUAUUUUUUAGCGGUUUGAACUUGCGUUUGUUCUCGAGCGAUUGUUUCUAUCAUUUUGGUCAUUUCCACUGAUAGAUUCUCUUUAUAUCUUCAUUUAUUUUGUGUAUCUGGUGAUCCUUUUAGGUGAUUGUUAGGUAUAUAUUAGGAUCUCUGAUCUUUAUUUGUUAUCUACGUUUUGGUAUUCGUUUCCUUUUGAUCGGUUUAUGGUACAAGUUAACAUUCCGUUGACAAUGGCAUGAGAUAAACUAUGCUUUCUUAGUAUAUGUGAUUUGCUGGUGGUCUGUGAUGUUAUUUCUUUCUUUCUUAAGUACUUCUAUCUAAUUGUUAUUGGUUUCUGACAUCAUUGUUUGUUUGAUUAAAGGCAAUGUUCUACUUGAGUGGAUUGGCCUCUUAGUUUCGAUUGUUGAUGUCGUAGUUCCUUUUAUUUCCUUUAAUUUUUUGACUUUUUAUACCUUGCAGCACUGAUGGCCACCGUCCCUGGCUCACUCAUUUGGGAGAUUGUGAAGAAGAACAAUGCGUUCCUUGUGAAGCAAUUCGGUAACGAUACUGCCAUGGUGCAGUUUAGCAAGGAGCCAAACAAUCUCUAUAAUGUCAAUUCCUACAAGCACUCCGGGUUGGCAAACAAGAAGACAGUGACCAUUCAGGCUGGAGGGAAGGACCUGUCCAUAGCAAUUGCGACGACUAAGACAAAGAAGCAGAACAAGCCUGGUAGCUUAUAUCACAGAUCAGUCAUGAAGAAGGAGUUCUGUAAGAUGGCAAAAGUUGUUAUGAACCAGGUCACUGACAACCACUACAGGCCAGAUCUGACCAACUCAGCUCUAGCACGGCUGAGUGCGGUACAUCGAAGCCUUAAGGUUGCCAAGUCUGGCGCAAAGAAGAGGAACAGACAGGCUCUUAAAGUGAGAAACUAGAUCAAUGCUUGUGUCCGUGGAUUGUCUUAUUUAGCUGUCCUUUAUUUGGUCUUUGGUUCACUAAGUUUUAGUGGAAGAAUUGCUGUCACCCGGAAUUUUGUUAACUCGUUUUCUAUUGUUGAUUUCAUUACAAGAGUUUUAAUAAUCUAGUUUUAUUUGA